AUGGAGGAAGACGGUAUUUUGGAGGAGAUAACCCCAACUUCAUACAAGUACUUCCAUAACACACACUUCAAGCCCCUCUUCUUAGUGCCCAAACCGGGGAACGUCACUGAGGAACCCCUCACCAAGGAGAAUGUUGCCGACCGUUAUCGCAUGGUGGUUGAUUCUCGCAAUGCCAAUGUUGCAACGGCUCCUCUGGAAGGAGACUGGAAACAAUACCUCUCUUCUGUCGAUGAUGUCCUUCGGAGUAUCCCGUGGUCCAAAGACGGUCGCGUGACUAACCGCGAGAAGCCGUCUCGGUUCUUUGCCACUGUGGACGUCAAGGCGGCAUACUGGAGAAUGCACUAUGACGAAGAUUCUUUACCACUCUUCGGUGCAGCUAUUCAGCUUCCAGACCACCGUACAGGCGAGAUGAAGACUCGUUACUUUCUUCAUAAAGCUCUUAUCAUGGGAUGGGUCCACUCUGCUGCAUGGUGGAGUUAUGGUUUGGCCCUGGCACUACGAACCGGCCUGCCCGAGUACACCCUAAACGACGAGGCGAUAAUAACCUACCUCGACGAUGUUCUCAUCCAUCACCAUGAAGAAGCCGCUUGUCGAUGGCUUUACAAUGUGGUCAUCGAUAUCCUGGAAUAUGUUCGUUGUGAGGUGCCUGUCCGUAAACGACAACCACCAUCACCUACUGUAGACUUUUUGAAGCUCAAGCUAUGCCCUUUGGGAUGGUCCCUUAGUGAGAAGACACAGCAGGAGCUCUACCAAGUCGUGGAACAUCCUCCUACCACGGUCCCAUUUACUGAGGAACAGCUCGACUGUUUCCCCUCUAUCGCACAUUCUUGGUGCAACUAA
Perkinsus marinus ATCC 50983 is the source of this 840-nucleotide messenger RNA. RefSeq lists its product as hypothetical. The coding region runs from base 1 to 840 and encodes 279 amino acids. The record is from RefSeq and is a predicted model, not a curated record. The transcript is spliced from 2 exons. Lineage: Eukaryota; Perkinsozoa; Perkinsida; Perkinsidae.